This is a messenger RNA of Loa loa (African eye worm), 162 nucleotides long. RefSeq lists its product as hypothetical. NCBI's taxonomy places the organism in Eukaryota, Metazoa, Nematoda, Chromadorea, Rhabditida, Onchocercidae. The transcript has a single exon. The record is from RefSeq and is a predicted model, not a curated record. The coding region runs from base 1 to 162 and encodes 53 amino acids.
AUGAAGGAAAUGAAAUUAGCCUUCUUUGAUAGUGGUUCACAACUAUUCUUUAUAUUCGAUGACUUAGCAUAUCGAUCAAACCUUAAUGGAACAGAAAAGGAAAUGGAAUUGUACCCACUUGGCACUAAUACACCUAAGUUGUAUUUUACUGCAUACAUAUAG